GUGUAUGUGUGUGUGUGUGAUCAGCAGCAGCUGUGUGUGUUCUCAGUCUCUGUACUGAUGAUGAUAAACUGUUGAGUAACUUUCAGCUCAAAACAAGUUGUAAUAAGUUUAAACAGACGACGCGACGCUGCGGAAUAAAAACAACAUGGAAUAUUUCAUAUUAAUGAAUCCAACAGAUAAAUAAACAUCAGGCCUGAAAGACGCUUUAAACGUCUUAAAGGUGGAUUUCACUCAGUGUUUGUCAGCUGCAUGCUGCAGCAGAUAAGAGGUUUCCAUCAGUUAACGGGUAUAAAUAGCAGCAGAGGUCAGUGUGAGACAGACAGGUGAUGAAGAUGAUGCUGCUGGUGCUUCUGUUGGGUGUCUGGCUGAACUCGUCCUCAGCUGCAAAGCUGGGGGUGGUGCAGACGGAGGGGGGGCAGGUGGAGGGGGAGAGUUACAGGAUGGGUCUGCUCAGGAGGGUCGACGUCUUCAAAGGGAUCCCCUUCGCUGACGUCCCCGGAAAGUGGGAGAAACCAAAACCUCAUCCAGGAUGGAGCGGAAUCCUGAAGGCCACAAAGUAUCGGGAUCGCUGCCUGCAGGUGACGCUGCUGCAGACGAAAACCCAGGGCAGCGAGGACUGUCUCUACCUGAACAUCUUCGUUCCUCAGGGACGCAAACUGUCCACUAACCUCCCGGUGAUGGUGUAUCUGUUCGGCGGCGCCUUCCUGUUGGGGGCGUCCAACGACGUGGCGAUCCUCGGAGACUCGCUCUAUGACGGGAAGGAGAUGGCGGACAGGGGCGGAGUCAUCGUCGUCACGGUGAACUACAGAGUCGGCACGAUGGGUUUCCUCAGCACCGGAGACGACCGACUGCCAGGUAACUACGGUCUGUGGGAUCAGCACGCCGCCAUCUCUUGGGUCCGCAGGAACAUCCAGGCCUUCGGAGGGAAUCCAGACAAUAUCACCAUCUUCGGCCAAUCAGCCGGAGCCGCCAGCGUCAGCUUCCAGAUGCUGUCGCCCCACAGUAAAGGAUUAUUCCGCAGAGCGAUCACGCAGGGCGGGACGGCCCUCAGUCCCUGGGCUCUGCAGAGGAAACCGAUGGCUCUCACCAAGAAGGUUGCGCGGAAGGUCGGCUGUUGGAGAACUAACGAGGACGAGAUGCUGACGUGUCUGAAGAUGUCGGACCCGGUCGGUCUCACCAUGGCUGGAAAGCUCGACAUAAUGCUGAUUCUGGGCAAAGGUGUCAUCAUGGAUCUUCUUGAAUUCUCUCCGGUGAUUGACGGUGAUUUUGUCCCGGACGAGCCCGGUCGGUUGUUCCACAAUGCAGCUCAGUUUGAUUACCUGGCCGGCGUCAACAGCAUGGACGGACACAUUUUCGCCGGUGUCGACGUUCCUUCCAUCAAUAGGAACAAGGCCAACACCACUGUAGCGCAGGUGAAGGGUCUGCUGGCCGGCUUGACUAAAGAGAAGUCGAACUCCCCUGUUAUCACCUCCGCCUACAACGUUUACUCCGCCAACUGGGACUCGAUUCCAGACCCGGCGAUGAUGAAGAAGACGGUGGCCGACAUAGAGACCGACUUCCUGUUCCUGGUCCCGACUCAGGUCGCCCUCCGACUCCACGCCAACAACACCAGUGGAGCCCGUACCUACUCCUACCUGUUCAACAUGAACACUCGUAUCCCAGGAUUCCCUCGCUGGGUGGAGGCGGAGCACGCUGAGGAAUUGCAGUACCUGUUCGGUAAACCCUUCUCUACCCCGGUGGCCUACUUCCCCCGACACCGAGACCUGUCCGGCUACAUGAUCGCAUACUGGACCAAUUUCGCCAGGACCGGUGAUCCCAGUAAAGGCGACAGUAGAGUCCCAGUUUCGUGGCCCCCUUUCACCACAACACAGCAACCCUACCUGACUAUCAACCACAGGAUCAAGAAGUCCUCUGUCAGGUACGACCUGAGAGCGGAGUACGUCACCUACUGGACCUCCACCUACAGCGGCCAGCUGUGAGGAAAGAGAGAAGAAGAAGAAGAGGAUGGAGAGAUGAGAGAAGAAGAAGAAAUCUGAUCCAACAGUUUAAACGGUCUGAUUUAACCUGCUGCUGUUUAUGUUUCUGCCUCUCUGAUAAUCACAAACUCCUGUCUAUGAGUGUUUGAUGGAUUAUUAACAGUAGAAGAAGAAUGAGGAUUACAGGACAGAAAUAAAUAAAUAUAUAUAAUCUGUUUGACUUCAGCAGGUCAGUCAGGAAGCUCUUCUCUUGGGUCAUAAAUAAAGAUGAA
Molecule: messenger RNA, 2248 nt
Organism: Thunnus maccoyii (southern bluefin tuna)
Lineage: Eukaryota; Metazoa; Chordata; Actinopteri; Scombriformes; Scombridae
Product: bile salt-activated lipase-like
Exons: 12
Coding region: 327-1979 (550 amino acids)
Biological process (GO): synaptic vesicle endocytosis; postsynaptic membrane assembly; chemical synaptic transmission
Cellular component (GO): postsynaptic specialization membrane; synapse; cell surface
Molecular function (GO): sterol ester esterase activity; signaling receptor activity; neurexin family protein binding
Source: RefSeq, a predicted model, not a curated record